Oryzias melastigma (Indian medaka) is the source of this 3786-nucleotide messenger RNA. RefSeq names its product caspase recruitment domain-containing protein 11. Bases 244 to 3279 code for a protein of 1011 amino acids. Lineage: Eukaryota; Metazoa; Chordata; Actinopteri; Beloniformes; Adrianichthyidae. The record is from RefSeq and is a predicted model, not a curated record. Gene Ontology annotation, molecular function: protein binding. Gene Ontology annotation, biological process: regulation of apoptotic process. The transcript has 24 exons.
AAUCAUCAUUUCUCCAAAACAUGCAUCUAGUUACAAAAAAAUCCAAGAAUUGUAGAGCUGACACUGAAUAUUUCACAAUCCCUUCUUUUAUAAGCUUUGGGUUCAACGCGCCCUCUAGUGGUCGGUUUAUGGCUGCUUCUGCGCGUGCUCAUUGGUCAGGAGAAGACUUUCCUCGUCGCUCCUGGUGGGGUGCGCGCUCGAAGGAGUCGGCUCUGAGCUCAGAGCCAAAAACAGCAGGGAGACAUGAGCGGAGUCAUGGUGCAGAGGGAGGAAGACGAAGCCCAGGACGAGGACUGCUCCCCUCCCCAGUGGCUGGAGGAGCGCUGCGAGGAGCUGUGGGAUCGAGUGGAGGGCGUCCGGCACAAACUCACCCGCAUCCUCAACCCGGCCAAGCUCACCCCGUACCUGCGGCAGUGCAAGGUCAUCGACGAGCAGGACGAGGACGAGGUGCUGAACUCCACGCAGUACCCGCUGCGCAUCAGCAAGGCCGGCCGUUUGCUGGACAUUCUCAGAGGUCAAGGCCAGCGAGGCCUUCAGGCCUUCAUGGAGUCGCUGGAGUUUUACCAUCCAGAUCAGUACACACAGCUGACCGGACAGAAGCCCACGCAGCGAUGCUCCUUGAUUCUGGAUGAGGAAGGUCCGGAAGGCUUAACCCAGUUUCUGCUGCUGGAGGUGCGGAAGCUGAGGGAGCAGCUUCGGAACAGCCGCCUGUGCGAGCGCCGCCUGUCUCAGCGAUGUCGGGUGGCCGAGGAGGAGCGCAGCAGAGCGGAGCGCAAAGCUCACGGGCUGCGUCACGACAACCUGCAGCUUGAAAGGCUGCGGCAGGACUGGGAGUCUGCCAGCAGGGAGCUGGGGAAGCUGAAGGACAGACACCUGGACCAGGCGGUGAAGUACUCCAGAGCGCUGGAGGAGCAGCACAAAGCCACGACCCGAGAGAGGGAACUGCUCAUGCAGAUAGAGAAUCUUAAAUCCAGACUGAAAGACUCAGAGAAACAAUCACUUGAAGCUCCUGAUGGAAGCACAUCCUCUUGUGUUGUUUCUAAUGGAAGUGAUGGCUCUCCGCCCACUCUUCCUAAAAAGUCGCUACAAAACUCGGAGGCUCAGAAAACCUGUGUGUCGACCCCAGCUCCCACCACUGGAGUCAUUGCACUGAUGGACAUCCUGCAGCAGGACCGCGUGGAAGCUGCCGAGCAGAGGCAGGAGCUCUGCGAUCUGAUCACCAAACUGCAGCAGGAGCUGCAAGGUGCCGACGAGCUCAGGGGCAAGUUGCAGUCUCAGUGUGAGCAGCUGCAGCUGAAGGUGAGGACUCUCCAGCUGGACUGGGAGACCGAGCAGAAGAGGAGCGAGUCCUACUUCAAUCAAAUCAUGGAACUGGAGAAGGAGAGGGACCAGGCUCUGCGGAGCCGCGACAGCCUGCAGCUGGAGUACACCGACUGUCUGCUGGACAAGAACCACCUGCGGAAACGCAUCGCAGAGCUGCAGGCCAGCCUGGAGCAGCAGCAGAGGGAGCUGGAGCGAGAGCGGGAGCGGUGGCGGGAGCAGAUGGAGCAGACCGCCAGUCUUCACUGCUCCCACUUGUCUCUGUGCAGUGAGGAGCAGUGCUUUGGCCUCUGCUGCACGCCUGACCUGGAUCUGAGCCCCAACCAAUCGAUGUCUAAAAAGGCCCAGUUGAGAGGCCAAACGCAUGAAACCUCCGGGGAGUCCUGUUCUAACUCGGAGGAGAAUCUGCUGCUGAUGAGAGACGAUGAAAAGGAAAUAAAUCGCCUGUCGACGUUCGCAUUUCCUCCGUGUGUGAACUCCAUUAACCGAAGGGUGAACACAGAGUUUGACUUAGACUCCUGGGGCAGUGAUGAGAAUGAGAACAUUGGAGGUGAGCAGGUUGAGCCUUCUUUGUGGGAUUCCUGGACCUCACUGCACUCUCACCUCUUCCCCCCGGACCUCAUCAACCUGCCCAGCAUUCCUGCCCAUCAGCCCAGUCCCAGCCCAUGCAGCCCCACUACUACCUCACCGGAGCUCGCUAAAGCCAGUCUAGCUGAAGACAUCGUGAUCAUAGGUGGAAACCGAACAGGGAUUUUCGUCAGCCACGUCAAAGCCGCCUCUGCUGCAGAACAGUGUGGACUGAAGGAGGGCAGUGAGCUGCUGGAGCUGGAGCGGGUUCUGUUUGGCGGUGGAAGUGUGCAGCUGAGUCAGUGCACCGCAGAGGUGGCCCACUUCUCCCUGCAGUGGUGGAACGAGCCGUCAGCGCUGAAAUAUCAGAGCAACUCAGAGGGGUAUUCCAGACUUUGCUCGGAGCUGUCCUCGCCGUCCUUCGUGGGGGCAGACUCUUUCUACGUCCGCGUCAACCUCAACAUCGAGCCGCACGGAGAUCCGCCCUCGCUAAGCAUCGCCUGCGAUGACAUCGUACACGUCACAGACUCAAAGUACAACAAGAAGUACCACUGGCGCUGUUCUGUGGUGGACCGGGUCAGCGCCAAACCGUUGCAGGGAGGAACCAUGCCCAACUAUAACAGAGCGCAGCAGUUGUUACUCGUACACUUAAGAAAAAUGUCUGUGGAGCAAAAAGACUUGAAGAAGAAGAUGUUUGUAAAGAAACCUCCAGGACGUGUUCGCUUGGUGAAAGCAGUGGACCCCAGCUUCCGUGGAAUCGGUUCCUCCCAGCAGAUCGUUUACACUCUCAGCAGACGUCAUGAGGAGCAUUUGAUCCCGUACAGUUUGGUGCGUCCGAUAAAGGUCGAGACCAAACGGCCCGUUAUCUUCGCCCCCUCGCUGCUUUCCCGCGGUUUGAUUGAGAGGCUUUUGCAGCCGGUUGAGUCGGGUUUGAGGUUCAGCACCUGUCAACCAGAACCCAUUCAGGCUUCAGACAAACAAAACAAGACGGUAUUCUUGUUGGAUCCCUCCAGUCAAGAGCAGGCUCAGGGCAUACGGCUGCAGUCCAUACUCGAUGUCAUCAGUCAGGAGAGGCACUGUCUGCUGGAGCUGGGACUGUCCUGCAUUGAGAGUCUGCUCAGACAGGGCAUAUACCCCAUCGUCAUCUACAUUCGGCCCAAAAACAAAAAGCACAAGAAGCUCAGGAAGUUCUUCACCCGGUGUGGCGAGGACAGCUUCAUGGAGGAUCUGUGUCAGGCUGAGGAGCUGCAGCUGGAGACUCUGCCCGUUCUUUACCACACUGUGGAGCCAAACUCCUGGAGCUGCACCGAGGAGCUGCUGGAAACCCUGCGCAACGCCAUUCAGAGCCAGCAGAGGGCGGUGGCGUGGGUCGAACUCGAUAAACUGCAAUAGAUCAAACAGGAUCACAUUUAUUGAUUAAAUCCAGCAGCUACUGAAGAUUAAUAACGGGUACUUUCUAUUCUUGAGUUCCUCUCAAACUUUAAUUUUCUUUAUUUUUGGUGUUUAUGUUAACAAUCUUCUUUAUUUACAUUAUAAAAAUAUAAGGUUUAAAUGUACAGAGCUGGUUUCUACAACAACAGAUCUCAAGACAGACUAACCUGUUUAAAACUGUCAUAAAUGUUACUUUUUCUGCCCAAAAAUCUGGACAUAAAUCAUGUUCUUUUAGAGUUCAUUUCUAUGGGAGCUUGAGAAAGUGCUGUAAAUACAUCAUCAGAUAAAUGUGUCAUCGUCAAAGAAACAAAAUAAAGGUUUUUAUAGUUUUAUAAAUACUCUUUAAAAUAUAAAAUGUUUUUAUUUAUUUGUACUUUUUGGUAUAAAUGUUUUUUUGGCAAAAGAUGAACAUCUGGUUUAAUGCUCAUUGUUGUGUAACAAGGUUUUAUAGCUCAAAAAAUGUUUUUA